Molecule: messenger RNA, 1109 nt
Organism: Raphanus sativus (radish)
Lineage: Eukaryota; Viridiplantae; Streptophyta; Magnoliopsida; Brassicales; Brassicaceae
Product: cytochrome b-c1 complex subunit Rieske-2, mitochondrial-like
Exons: 2
Coding region: 77-892 (271 amino acids)
Biological process (GO): mitochondrial electron transport, ubiquinol to cytochrome c
Cellular component (GO): membrane
Molecular function (GO): 2 iron, 2 sulfur cluster binding; quinol-cytochrome-c reductase activity
Source: RefSeq, a predicted model, not a curated record
UUUCUUUUUCUUUUUCUUUUUCUUUUUCUUUUUGAAGGGGACUAAUCUUCUGUGUUGCAUCGGGCCGUGAGCGAAGAUGCUGCGAGUAGCAGGGAGAAGGCUUUUAUCAGUUUCGCAGAGAUCUUCGACUGCGACCUCCACCUUCGCUCUCUCCCGAGACCAGAGCAGCGGCUCCUCUUCCGCCACCAGAUCUGUCCCCUCUGCAGAUCUUUCACGUUUCGAUUCUUACCACCGUAGUAGCCUUAUAAGAGGUUUCUCUUCUCAAGUCCUUACCCAAGGGAAUGAGGUAGGUUUUGGUUCGGAACCAGCCACGGUCGAGGCUGUCAAAACACCCAACUCAAAGAUUGUCUAUGAUGACCACAACCAUGAGCGUUACCCGCCUGGUGACCCUAGCAAGCGUGCCUUUGCUUAUUUCGUCCUUUCCGGUGGGAGGUUUGUCUACGCCUCUGUUCUCCGCCUUCUCGUUCUCAAGCUUAUUGUCAGCAUGUCCGCGAGUAAAGAUGUCCUUGCACUUGCAUCCCUCGAGGUUGACCUCGGUAGCAUCGAACCGGGAACCACUGUCACGGUUAAGUGGCGUGGAAAGCCCGUGUUCAUCAGGAGAAGGACGGAAGAUGACAUCAAGCUGGCUAAUAGUGUGGAUCUUGGUUCUCUGAGGGACCCGCAAGAAGAUGCGGUGAGGGUGAAGAAUCCGGAAUGGCUAGUGGUUGUUGGAGUCUGCACUCACUUGGGAUGCAUCCCUUUGCCUAACGCUGGUGAUUAUGGAGGUUGGUUUUGUCCGUGUCAUGGUUCGCAUUAUGAUAUCUCUGGAAGGAUUAGGAAAGGUCCUGCACCCUAUAACCUGGAAGUACCAACAUACAGCUUCUUGGAAGAGAACAAGUUACUCAUUGGUUGAUGAAUAAUAAAAAGAAAGCACAACAGUCAGCUUCAUCUGUUUGUUUCUUCUUUCCUUUUCUAUAUUCCAGCAAUUUAGAGCGAAGAUUGUCUUUUUUUUUUUUGCUUAAUAAGAAAAACUUGUCAUAUUUAAUGAGAGUGUACUCGAGCAGUUCUGUUUUUCGAUGAUGAUGAUAGUGAGAGACUCUAUUUUGUGUUUAUUCAUUUAUCAAUUCCUA